Larimichthys crocea (large yellow croaker) is the source of this 5515-nucleotide messenger RNA. RefSeq names its product RNA-binding motif, single-stranded-interacting protein 2-like. The record is from RefSeq and is a predicted model, not a curated record. The transcript has 14 exons. Gene Ontology annotation, molecular function: RNA binding. NCBI's taxonomy places the organism in Eukaryota, Metazoa, Chordata, Actinopteri, Sciaenidae. Bases 328 to 1530 code for a protein of 400 amino acids.
CACAUGGAGAAGAGAGGCUGAACAUUUCUCCUGACUGAUGAAUCCCUUGUUCUAACAAUUUACUUUGUGCUCUCGUCAGGGUGCUUCAUACCUGUUGAAAAGAGACUUUUUUAACCAUCUGUUAAGAUUUUCUGAUGUUACUUUUUAAUGAAACUGGAUUGAUUCAGGAGUAAGAGAGCAAAGAGAAGUCUCAUCUUUUAGCCACAGGACGCCAAGGAUUUUUUUUUUUAUCAUUUCUCUUGUUUGACUCUUGCCACCUUGAGCUGCCUUUCUUUUUUUGCCUGCAGCUGCAGAAAUAUAAUAUAAGGAGAUUGCUUCUAUAACAAUAUGAUCUUUUCUACGGUGCCUUUGAAGGUUUCUUUAGCCAAGCAGCAGACGUAUGUGUCCCCCUCCAACCAUCAGAUGGCUCCUCCAAGCCCCAACAACAACAACAAUAGCAACUCCACUACCAACUCCAUUAGCAAUGGCAGCAACAGCAGUGGGGGAGAGCAGCUGAGCAAAACCAACCUGUACAUCCGUGGCCUCCACCCAGGGACCACAGACCAGGAUCUGGUCAAACUCUGUCAGCCGUAUGGGAAAAUCGUAUCCACCAAGGCUAUCCUGGACAAGACUACCAACAAGUGCAAAGGCUAUGGCUUUGUUGACUUUGACAGUCCGGCCUCAGCUCAGAAGGCAGUGACGGCAUUGAAGGCGGGUGGAGUGCAGGCUCAAAUGGCCAAGCAACAGGAGCAGGAUCCCACCAACUUAUACAUCUCAAACCUGCCUCUGUCCAUGGACGAGCAGGAGCUGGAGAACAUGCUGAAGCCCUUCAGCCAGGCCAUUUCCACUCGCAUCCUCCGUGACGCCAACGGGACAAGCCGAGGAGUGGGCUUUGCCAGGAUGGAGUCAACAGAGAAAUGUGAAGCCAUCAUCCAACAUUUCAAUGGAAAAUAUAUCAAAACUCCACCUGGAGUUCCAGUGCCAUCUGAGCCCUUGUUGUGUAAAUUUGCUGAUGGAGGCCAGAAGAAGCGUCAGAGCCAAGGAAAAUAUCUGCAGAACGGCCGGCCCUGGACGAGAGAUGGGGAAACUGGAGGAAUGACCCUCACCUAUGACCCCACCACGGCCUUACAGAAUGGGUUCUACUCCUCCCCUUACAGCAUUGCCCCCAACCGAAUGAUUGGGCCGACUUCCCUCUCCCCAUACAUGCAUUCACCUGUGUCCACCUACCAGGUACACAACCCAUCCUGGUUACAUCAUCAGUCGUACAUCAUGCCACCCACAGGAGCAGUCCUGACACCAGGAAUGGACCACACCAUGUCCAUCCAGCCGACCUCGAUGAUGGGGCCUCUAACACAGCAGCUCAGCCACCUCUCCAUGGGCAGCAGUGGCACAUAUAUGCCUGCAAACACAUCUAUGCAGGGGACCUACAUCCCCCAGUACACCCAAGUGCCUGCCACCAACAUCUCAGUUGAGGAAAGUGCCGUCCAACAAUCCGUUGCCAUAGAGACACCCACAGAACACACAACCUACUCCUACCAGCAUAACAAGUGAAGAGGUGGCAGAGAGCUUCCUCUGGAGCCGGAGUGACUCUCAAGAGGCCCAAGUACUGAAACUUGGCACAGUGACUCUGCACGUAAGGCACCAGACACUCGGGAGAAACAUGGACUGUUACAAAGAAAAAGAAAAAAAAAAAGAUAUUUUCUACAAACUCAUAUUUUAAAACAAACUCUUUUACUCCAAGCAAGCAAGGCUGGAGGAUGGCAGGCAAUGGGAAGAUGGAAGAACAGAAUAAGGAGCAUCUAUUUUGAUAACAGUCAAGAAAAAAAAAGUCACACACAAACACACACACUACAUGUGUAAGAGAGUUUUUUUUUUUUUGCGUUAUUCAUAUUCUUUUCUUAUACUACUCUGGGGAGCCAGAAUGAAACCAGGAAAAGAACAUUUCAACACCAUGUUUUAUUUUGAGUCAUGUUUUGUUUUGACGUUUGUAAGAUAUGCUGAAUUUACUUCACUUUUUUUUUGUCUGAUACUUUUGGGCUUUGAACCUGCCUUUUUGUACAUACGUCUUUGUUUUGGUGUGUUUCUAUUUUCAUGUGUCCUAUUUUGAUUGAUUGGUGCAAAUAUUUGAAUACAGAAGGCUAAACAAAGAAAAAAAAAUCUAACUGAAGUCAUUUAAAAAGCUGAUGACAGAUAUGGUGCUGACUUGGAUUAGCUUCUCUCGAAGUGGCAGCAAGUUUAUCAGGUAUGAAACCUUACCUGAAGUGGUAACACUUCUUUUUGGCACUUGACUCUCAAAUAAUUUAUAGUUUCAACAAUCUCAACAAAGCUUCAGACAAUCAGAAGAGAAAUUUUUAGAAAUGAUGGUCAUUAAUGACAUACUUCACAGAGAGGACUUCUUUAAAAGAGCUAAACAGAUUCCAGAGCAUUCCAGAGAUUAUUAACAGAAAAUAUUGGUUCGCUUUGAGCUGCUCCACUUGAAAUCCAAAGUUGCUUAACAGGGAUCACAUCUCAUACAGAGCUACCUGUAAAUAAGAGAUUUAAAUUUAUAUAGGCUUUCUUUUGAUUUCCUUUCAUCGGUGUAGUAAUGCUUCAGUUAUUUUAGUAACAACAUGAUACCAAAUUGUACCAGACAUAGCAACCUAUGUUUUGCUGUAUUUUCUGUUUUUCUCCCUCAUGUCCCUUUUAUAAAAGGUGAAUCUCCUCUGAAUUCCAAAACUGUAUUUUCCGAAGCAAGCAUUAGAUGUUGUUAUUAGAAAAUGAAGUCAUUAUUACAUUGAGAUGGAGAUCAACUGGUAAAGCGUGGCUCUGUCCUGUUAUAUCUUCAGAAAACACUAUUAAGAUGGAUUAUUAUGACCAGUGUAGAGAUGCUCUAAUACUGGCCAUUGCUGUGUCUUGACAUCUAUUUCUGUUUUUCACCCUCAUUUUUUUAUUUAAAGGUUUUCUUAAGUUUUUUUGUUUGUUUUUUAUUCAGUUUGAAUACUUUUAAGAUUGAUCUUAUUUUUCAAAGAAGCUUUGAUUUUAUUUUUGAUAGUGUGUUGUGUGCUUCAAAUAGUGAGUAAUAGAUGUUUUCAACUUCUCUCUGUCUCUCUCUCUAUAUAUAUAUAUAUUCUUUUUUUUUUAAAUAGUGAUUUGUUUGUGUGUUUGCAUACUUUUCUCAUUCUGGUUUCAGUGUUGAUGUCAAAGAGGCUUUAAUGUUUUUUUACAGACAUGUCAGUUCUGUCUGUGUCACAAAUGUCGGCGCUUUAUGAUCAUGGAUGAAUCAUGUAUGCUAGGUUCAGAAGCAUUGUUACAAAGUUGUGCUCCAAGUAGUUGGGAACAAAGAGAAAUAUAUGUUGAAAACCUUGACUUACCUCAUCCUGCCAGAGCAAUGUAGAUUCAGUUUGUGUACAAGGUUCACAGGCAAUAACCAACUACAGUAGGUCUCAUGGCUGUUCACAGCUGGUACUGUGUCCACAUCCUUUAACUCUUCCGUCCAAUGUUCGGAAAAAACAUGCCCAAGGUCUGAUGAUCUAUGCAAUUAAUUUAUUAUCCUUAUAAAUGCAAUACUACAGAUACGUAAGAGACACCUCACAUUUUGACAAUGGAUCACCUCACAAUAUAUGACUUAAUAUUUUGGCUCACAUUGCUUUUUUGUUUUAUUACACAUACGUUGAGAUUUGUUUCGUUUCUGAUUGAAACAUUCAUCUUUGGUUCAUUAAUUGCUAGGAAAAUUGCUGCAUUAAAAGGGAACUCUUUCAUACCAAAAUGUGGUUGUUAAUAUGACUGUAGGAAAUGUAGGAACUCUAAAAAUAAACUAUGGCAGGCGUGCUUAAUGUGAUAAAGGUGGAUUACCCACUCGUCUACCCAACUUUUAUUUUAAUAUGGACACCAUAAAGGUUGUGUUGAAUCUCCAUUCCAUCCAGUUGCAAUUUUUAUUGUCAUGGUUUUGUGUGUCCCCUCUAGUCCUGUUUGUUAACUUGCUUUCUUGCUGACUAACUGAUGCUGUUUUCUUCUUUUAAACCAUGAAACAGUUCAUUUCCAGGAGAAAAUUCAACUUCACAGAAAUGCCUUAGAAUUUACAGGAAGGGAUAGUGAAGUGCUACUCCGAUUCAGUGAGUUGACCUCUGACUGGAAUUGUUUUCUUCAUGCACUGCUAAAUGUUGAAAAGAUUUUUGUUAUAUCAAACUACUCUGAACAUAGAUCUAUGAAGCAAAUAAAUAUUUGCAACUUUUAAUGACUAUUUUGUGUCCAAAAUAUUGAAGAAAAACUGAAUGGUGGCUUAUUGAGUCUAACGAACUAUUGCUGCUAAUUUUGGAUUGCUUAGUGUUUAGAAAUCUUUUAGCUGAAGGUCAUUCAAUAUAUCAAGUCUCAUAUGGGGUCAGUUUGUAACUCAUAUUCAACGAUGUCCGUGCAGUCUUGUUUUGUGCAUCAAACAACCUCUCCUCGGUAAAUGUUUGUCUGUGCCAUGAUGCAGGUCUUUGUCUUCUUGAUAGAAAAAAAACCCUACAGCUAUUAAACUUUUAACUUGGUUUGAUUUUGAACUUGUCAUUUUUUUUAAUAAAAAUUUUUUUCACUGUGGUUUGUGUGCUUUUUCUUAAAACAAAGGACCGCUUGAACGUUUAUAUCUUGUCAAAGGGAUAACACUCGAAAUAAGCCAAGAUACACCAGGUCCAGACUCUCUCAUGUUUAUCAAAUGUGGCAGUUUGUAUCAAACCCAGCUAAUUUUGAGGUAAAGCAAAAAGAACAGUCACAAUACAUGAGAAUUUAUUUCUAAAACAGACUUGAAUCUAGAUAAAAAUAUAGGAAAUACGUAAAGAAAAAGUAUAUUACACUGUUCAAGAGGCUGUAUAUGUUUUGAGUAUGUACAAAGUUCAAAAUAUACUGAAUAUGCCCAAAAGUUGUCAAAUGAACAGUCUCUGACUUACAUAAAAUAGACUUUGAACCUUAAUUUACAAUCUUUUAUCAAGACUAAUGGGUGAGAAUAAAAUGGCAAAACUUUUUACCCUGCACUUUUAGGGUGUAACAAAGACUUUUGUUACACUUGCAAGUCAGAGGCAAGGUAAGACAUUCUGUUUUAUGGAUCAUACUCUGAGGCAAUAUCAUAUUUGAAGACUUUUGUGCAUUUUAAUCAAACAAGCUGCAAAAUAAUCCUGUUCCAGGAAAAAUAUUUGUAUUAUGAAAAAGAAAUUUAAAAAAAACCCCAGAAAAAGUCUAGUCAAGACAGACUAGAUGUCAUUUAAAUUUCAGUCAUUUAUAGGCAUUCAUAUUUUCAUGAUAAAGUCAAUUUUCCUUUGCACAUCCCAAAAGUAUCAAACACUGACAGCGACAUAAAAAUGUAGUAUUACUGUCAUUAUAAAAAUGAUUCAGCACAAUGUGCUCAUCUCCCUGUAAGACAAAAACAUGUAAACUUUGUAUGUCUGCAUGAAACAGAACAUUGCGACUCAGAGUAUGUUCAUCAAUACAAGCUUAAUUUCAAAAACAGUUCUGGCUGUGGGCAAUACAAAACACGCAGUGUUUCAACUGCUAUACUGAUGUGCUCCAUGGGCGCACCAACAAA